AAACUAAAAUCGAAAACGAAUCAAAUACAUUAUUUCACAGUUAAACGACAAAAGCCAAAUUGAUUGAAAUACCCCCAGACCCCGCCAAACAAAACGAAUUCAAAUCACAACAAGUUGAUAAGUGCCAAAACAAAAGUCAAUACCGAUCGCAUACAAUGCAGCGCCCCAAAAAGUGCUCAGAACUGUGCUGAACAACAACAACAACAAAACAAACAGCAGAAAAUCUAUAUUUAAUCCAUACUAUAAUACUAUAUCCUAUGUGUAAUCGAAUCGAAAAUGGCAGCCGAACAAAUCGCUAAAAUGGCAGCUAAAGCCGGAGAAGCUACAAAUAAAUGGAUUAAGCCCCAGCAGAUAGCAACGCCACUGCUAACGCUUCUGCUCUUGGCCACGUUUAGUCAGCUGCCAACUGUGCGCAGCAGCAGCAGCAUCUUGGAUGCCUCCUCCAGCCUUCAGGACAAGGAUCCCCUGCGGGAGACCAGCAUGAACAUGAUCCAGCGCAACUACAUGGUGAUGCACUCGGCCAGCGGCUCCGGGGACCACAGUCGCUCCCUGAAGCGCGCCAACCUGGCCAACUCGAGCAUCACCUGCAACGACGGCACCCACGCCGGCUUCUACUUGAGGAAGCAGCCCAGCUCCAAGAAGUGGAUCGUCUUUCUCGAGGGCGGCUGGCACUGCUUCGAUGUGAGGUCCUGUCGCGCCCGGUGGAUGCGACUGCGCCACCUCAUGACCUCCUCGCAGUGGCCGGAAACGAGAGAUGUCGGAGGCAUCCUAUCGCCCCAUCCCGAGGAGAAUCCCUACUGGCACAAUGCCAACCACGUGCUGAUCCCGUACUGCAGCAGUGAUUCGUGGUCGGGAACGCGAAUGGAGCCGGAUACCAGCGACAGGGAGAACAAGUGGCGCUUCAUGGGAGCUCUGAUCCUGCGCCAGGUGAUCGCCGAACUGAUUCCCGUGGGCCUGGGUCGUGUGCCGGGUGGCGAGCUGCUCCUCGUCGGCUCCUCGGCCGGUGGUCUUGGUGUAAUGCUUAAUUUGGAUCGCAUUCGGGAUUUCCUGGUCAACGAAAAGAAGCUGCAGGUGACGGUGCGGGGAGUGAGUGACUCUGGUUGGUUCCUGGACCGAGAACCAUACACGCCGGCGGCGGUGGCCUCCAGUGAGGCAGUGCGUCAGGGCUGGAAGUUGUGGCAGGGCCUGCUGCCCGAGGAGUGCACCAAGGCUCAUCCCACGGAGCCCUGGCGGUGUUAUUUCGGCUACAGGCUAUAUCCCACAUUGAAAACUCCCCUUUUCGUCUUCCAAUGGCUCUUCGACGAGGCCCAAAUGCGAGCGGACAAUGUUGGUGCACCCGUGACGCCCCAGCAAUGGAACUAUAUCCACGAGAUGGGCGGAGCUCUGCGAUCCUCCCUAGACAAUGUGACCGCUGUGUUUGCACCCAGUUGCAUAGGCCAUGCGGUGUUGUCCAAGAGGGAUUGGGUCAACAUCAAGAUCGAUGAUAUAUCCCUGCCCUCGGCGCUGCGCUGUUGGGAGCACUCGACGCGUCGCAAGCGCCAUGACAAGCUGAAACGCUCGACGGAACCUUCGACGGCGGUUUCUCAGCUGCCACAUGCCAAUAACCAAAGACACCAGCGGCACCGUCAGCGGCAGCACCGCCAGAAGCAGAACAACGUGGCCCAAAACGGUGGCCAGCCGCAGCAGCAGCAGCGGAAGCACAAUCACUUGAGCAAGGAGGAGCGGGAGGAGCGGAAGCGUUUGCGCCAGGAGCAGCGGCAGAGGCGAAAGCAGCGGCGUCGACAGCAGCAGCAGCAGCACAAGAAGGCCAAUGCGGCGCAGGACAAUCGGAACAAGAAGAAUAAUAGCCCCAAGUCGAGUAAUGGCAAUGAUCAGCGGAAGCAGCAGCAGCAGCAGCGGCGUCGUCAGCAAUUGACACCGGAACAAAGGCAGGAGCAGCGAAAGAGGCGCCGAAAGGCUCAGCGGGAACAGCAGGAGCGGGAACAGCAGGAGCAGCCGGGAGUUAUCCCAGAGGUGGGUGAACCCCCUCUGAAGACGCGCUCCUCGAACAACGCCUCCGCGGGCACAAAGUCCAAGAAGCGGCAGCGAGUGCCCCGAGUCCCGGAGAAGUGCGGUCUGCGACUCCUGGAGCGGUGCAGUUGGCCGCAGUGCAACCACUCCUGUCCCACGCUCACGAAUCCCAUGACCGGCGAGGAGAUGCGCUUCCUGGAGCUCCUCACCGCCUUCGGCUUGGACAUCGAGGCGGUGGCAGCUGCCUUGGGAGUCGAUAUGCAUACGCUGAACAACAUGGAGCGCACCGAGUUGGUCAAUCUGCUGACGCAGCAGGCCAACUAGGCUCACCAAAUACCCUGUAAAUUUUUGGGGGGAUCCUAACUUAGGGUUAAGCCAUUGUUCCCUACGAUUGGUUGGCCUUUCGGAGGUCUAUAGAACUCGACCCACCCUGUACUGUAAAUAAGUGGCCUGUAUAUAUAGUUUGUAGGUGGGGCCGCUCUGUAAAUAUUGCCUAAUACCACCCCAAAAACAAACACACACUCACUUAAGCGGAGAGAUAGCUCCAAUUCCUAGAUCACACCAAGAAAAAGACAUGCGCAUAGUAACCCAGUAAUUAAGCAGAAUUUAUUUAUAUCGUCCUACUCGAACUGCAACUCGUAUUUGUAUUCACAUUCACACAUUCGCACGCCACACCACAUACGUCUUAUUUUAUUCAUUCGCAUUCUGCAAUCACAAUCAAAGAAAUGAAAUCUGCUUAACGAGAAACUAAACACAAAUGCAACCACAAGACUGUUUUUAUGUUUUUUUUACAUAUAUUAUAUUGAUAAAGUAGCAUAGUUUACAUAGAUAUGGCUAAAUAAUCGUAAAUGUUUAUGUAAUUUAUUUGAUAAUUUAUGGCCCGUAUAGGAUGGUACUUUUGUGUGGAAUCUAGACUGUUUCAAUUGCCCCACGCAAGUGUUUUAUUUUUAUUUGUAUUAUUUUUUUUUUUUAUACAUUGUUUUAUGCCUACCUCAGAUCAGUAAGAAUGAAAUUGAUAAACAGCUGCCUUUACAUAUCAUUGCGUACCUGUGCAACGAAAAUCAAAUACUUAAUACUUAACUUAAUACCGCCCGCAUUCCGUUAAAAAAGAAGGUAAAUUAAGAAUACAGCACAACAAACAAAUGCGAAAAUAGCAAACCAGAAGCGAAGUGAACAAAUCGAAUAAGUAAAUGUAGCAAUGUUUUGUAAAGAAUUUCUAGAUAAACGAGAAAAAUCGCACAAAAAUAAACUAUUUAAAACUAGUAACUUAUUUUAAGCCUGUACAGAACUGGUUGAAGUUUAGCCCUAAGCAUUGUUGUACUUAAACUUAGUUAAUAAUCAUACACGUAAUGCAAUUUCCAAGCUUAUUAGCUUUUGUUAGCGUUGUUCAAAUGAACUGGUUAUCAUUUUAAAAAGAUGAAAUCGACCAAUCUUUGAAGAAGGAAACCAAUCAAAUAAACCAGACAAAAUAAUUUAA
Messenger RNA from Drosophila takahashii, 3487 nucleotides. It is a transcript of the gene Notum, whose product is annotated as palmitoleoyl-protein carboxylesterase notum. NCBI's taxonomy places the organism in Eukaryota, Metazoa, Arthropoda, Insecta, Diptera, Drosophilidae. Gene Ontology annotation, molecular function: hydrolase activity. The record is from RefSeq and is a predicted model, not a curated record.